This is a messenger RNA of Nakaseomyces glabratus, 2562 nucleotides long. RefSeq names its product phosphatidylethanolamine N-methyltransferase (gene CHO2). Gene Ontology annotation, biological process: phosphatidylcholine biosynthetic process. Lineage: Eukaryota; Fungi; Ascomycota; Saccharomycetes; Saccharomycetales; Saccharomycetaceae. The record is from RefSeq and is a predicted model, not a curated record. Gene Ontology annotation, molecular function: phosphatidylethanolamine N-methyltransferase activity.
AUGUCAGUUGUUGCUAACGUUGAAGUCAAAAUGAAAGGCAGAACACGGAGUUCUGGUAUACAUUUUGACCCGCCAGAGACUCACGAUAUGGUGAGAUCGCUAUUCGAUCCUCGCAUCAAGAAAUCUUAUUUGGAGAUAGUAAUAGCUUCUGUGAUUUUAUCAAAUUUUGUGGUUUGUUACUGGCUCCUGAAUAGUUAUGGACUUCAGGUCGCAAAAUACUGCUUCCUCGGGCAGUAUGUGUUCUGGAGAUUGUCAUAUAACCUAGGUAUUGGUUGUGUACUACACUACCAGUCUCAUUAUGAAACGCUGACGAAUUUUGCCAAGACUCACAGACUAUUUUCUAAAAAGAAUAAUGCGUUUUUGGCUAAAUUUGCCCAAUUUGAAAUAAGCUCUAAGAUGCCUACUAAUUACAAUAUUUCUGAAUACCCAGAAGAGUUAAAUGUAUGGCUGCUGUUUCGUCAAUUCGUGGAUUUGAUUUUAAUGCAGGAUUUUGCAACUUAUAUGGUCUACGUUUAUUUAUCCAUGUCAUCAUGGAGAUUUACUUGGAGAACAGGUCUUGGUUUGGCCAUGAUUUUAUUUAAUAUCUGGGUCAAACUGGAUGCUCAUCGUGUUGUUAAAGAUUACGCCUGGUACUGGGGUGAUUUCUUUUUCUUACAAGAUUCUGAACUAAUAUUUGACGGUGUAUUCAACAUCUCUCCACAUCCAAUGUACUCUAUCGGUUAUUUAGGCUAUUAUGGUUUAUCAUUAAUCUGUGGUGAUUAUAGAGUUUUAUUGGUGUCAGUCUUUGGGCAUCUACUGCAGUUUGUUUUCCUGAAAUAUGUUGAAACCCCACAUAUUGAUCGUACCUAUGGUACAUCUGAAACAAAAGAAUUAACUAACGGCACUGUAGAUGAUCAGAUUGCAAGAGAACAUAAUGACUACACCCAUCCGUUGAUCAGUAACGGUUUGUUUUUGGAAAAUUUUGAUAAACUGAGAUUUACGGACUAUUUCACAGUUUUUACAACUUGGGCUAUUUUUUCCUGGACGGUUUUUGGAACACCCACUUCAAGGAGAUUGUUCUAUUUGACUUUUGUCGCAAAACUAUCAACUUGGCUGUUAUUAUCAUAUGUCUUGUAUAGGCAAUCCAAGGAAAAAUGGUUUACUAAAUUGUAUCUGAAAAAUGGUUACACUCAAGUUCACUGUUUUCAACAAUGGCAAUUUCUCUAUAAUUACUCACUUGUUAUCUCUUAUACACUGCUGGUUUGUCAAACUCUGAUAAAAAUUAAGGAGAUAUUCCCAGCGAUUGACUAUAGUCAGAUUAUUUUUGGGUUGAUAUGUUGUGCGUUGCAAAUAUGGUGUAAUACUGAGAUUAGAUCUGCUAUUUCUGAUUUUGGUUGGUUUUAUGGUGACUUCUUUUUAAUCAAUUACAUUGUCGACAGAAAAUUAACCACGCAAGGUAUUUACAGGUAUUUGAACAACCCAGAGGCUAUUUUGGGUGUUGCUGGUGUUUGGGGUUCCGUAUUGAUGACAGAUUUUGCUUGGGAAAACAUUGCUUUGGGUAUGUUGUGGACAGCUACAAAUUUUGUUUUGGUUAAAUUUAUUGAAACCCCACAUGUCUCAAAAGUAUACGGUCCUUCCGCAGACCGUAUGAGUGGAGUUGAGAAGACGUUGUAUAAUAUUAAGCCUUUGAGAAGAGUCUCUGAAUUAGUUGACAAAGCAGAGCAUAUUAUUCUUCGUUCAUUUUUGAAUCACGAAACACCUCUAAGCUCAAAUUAUUUGAAAUCGGGUUCGCCAAUAUCAUUUUCAAACAAUUCCGAUGACUCUGAUAGCGGUUCUGAAGAAGCCGUCCCAAAACCUGAUAGAGCUGAUAAAGAUAUAUUGUGGGAAAAUGCUGUUGAGCAUGCAAUUCACAAAGUUAGCUCUCAGUUAGGACCCUAUUGUGAUUUAGAGAUUUUGGGAUUAGAUGAAAAAAAUAAGGCAAUACUACCAAAUGUUCUUACUGUUGAAUGGAAACUUCCAACUAAAUUAUAUCAUGAAAAAGACUGGAUUGGUUUAUAUAAUGUUCUGGAUACCAAGAAUAUCCGUGAAAGAACUAGGGUCAGUUCAUCUGGUCACUGGAGUGGUACAUCCCCAGAGGGUUAUCCACAUGACUUGAAAAACACUAAAUGUAUUCAAGAGUUUCAACGUACAGAAAACUAUGUCUGUGGUAAAAUCAGUUUUGAUGCUAAUCUUAUGUAUUUUAAGCAUGGUAUCUAUGAGUUUAGAUACCAUUCAAAGGGUACACAUAGAGUUCUUUUGGUUUCCAAACCGUUCGAGAUAUCCUAUCCUCAUUUUGAAGCAUCCUCUGCUGAAGUAUUAAAUAUUGAGCUGAAGAAGUUUUUGACCGAGCUCCAUGUCUUAAAGAAUAAUAGAUUUGAUGAUAAAGGAAAUGACUACUUCAAAAUCCUUAAUUUGAAAAGACUUAUUCGUGAUUCCGUUGGUAUAGAAUUGUCAACGGAUUAUAUCAAGAGAGUCAAUGGGGAUAUCGAUGUUAUUGCUAAGAGAGUUUGGGAAAUUAAGGAAGUACUAGACAAAUUAGAGUAA